AUGAAGUUUAUACUACUGACAUUAUGUGUUUUCUAUGCAAUUAAAUGCUCUUAUUCAUGUGAAGAGCAUUCAACUUGCGAAGGGUGUAUCAGAGACCCUAAUCAGUGUAUUUGGUGUGCUUUGGACAAUUAUAAUGACACUCGAUGUAGGUCUGCAGAAAAUUAUCUAGACUCCAAGGAUUGGUGUGUUGGCAACACAAUAAAUCCGAAUAGUGCCAUGGAAAUUGGUGAAAAUAAACAAUUUUCUUCAGAGGCUGGUCAAGUUAUUCAGAUAAAACCACAAAACGUUAAAAUCAAGCUUAGACCAGGUCAAAAAGAAAAUUUUGAAUUUUCAUUUAAAAAUGCUGAUAGUUACCCUGUAGAUUUGUAUUUCCUCAUGGACGGAUCGACAACUAUGAAAGCUAUGAAAGAUCAAACGCGAGACAAAAGUGAAAACAUUUAUAAAACUAUGAGGAGUAUGUCAACUAACGUACUAAUAGGAAUGGGAACUUUCGUGGAUAAAAACACUCUACCAUACACAACCCUAAUAAACAGUAGUUUAGCGUACUCCUUUAGACAUCGCUUAAAGCUGACACAUGACUUUAAAAAAUUUCAAAAUGUAGUCAAUAAUACAGAAUUUGGUUUAAACUAUGAUACCCAAGAAGGAACAUUAGAUGCGCUUGCACAAGUAAUGGUGUGUAAUGAUUUAGUUGGCUGGAGAAAAGAGUCGAGAAAAAUAAUCAUAGUUUUAACAGACAGUACCCUUCACGCAGCAGGGGAUGGUCGUUAUGGAGGAAUUUCUCAACCUUUUGACGGAAAAUGUCACAGCGAUAAGGGUUAUUAUUCUAAAGAAUUAGAACUAGAUUAUCCCUCUAUAAGUAUUAUAAAUAAACUAGCAGCUGAUGAGGAGAUUUCUGUUAUAUUUGCUGUUAAUAACGACAAUAAAAAUACUUACAAAACUUUAACUGAAGGCGUGUCAGGAUCAAAAUGCGUAAGUUUUGAGCAACCGAACGUUGAAGAUGGUAUGCCGACCAUUCUAAAAACGAUUUAUAAGGACAUAACAAGCCAAUUAAAAUUAAGAGUCAACAUGAAUUCAGAAUACCGGGACCAUUUUAAAAUAUCUUUCAAACCGGAUUGCAUUUCAAGGACCACUAAUUCACUAAUGUGUAAAAUGAGUCCGGGAGGAGAGAAAAAGAUAAAAGCAACUAUAAAACUGUUAAAGUAUUUCUCUCAUAAAAAUAUCAGUAUAGGUUUGGUAAAUGAAGGGAUCAAGGAACAACUGACUAUAAACGUUGAAAUUAUUGACUCAUGUGAUUGUAAACGCGAAGAAAAUUCGAGCUUGUGUUCGUCUAGCGGUACUAAAAGAUGUGGAAUAUGCGAAUGUGACGAGGGCAGUACUGGGGAUAUCUGUCAGUGCAAAGGCAAUAUCGUCAGUUUGGGCAACGACACUUGCCGUCAACCAGGCUCUCACAAAGUUUGUAACGGAUUAGGUGAUUGUGUCUGCGGAUCAUGUAUAUGUAAAGAAAGGUUCAAAGGUAAAUUUUGUGAGUGUAACGAAGACAGCUGCCCGAGGGGUAUAAACGGGUUCAUAUGUUCGAAUUUAGGGACAUGCGAUUGUGGCACCUGUAGAUGCAAUUACGGUUGGUCUCGUUCCGACUGUUCGUGUCCCACCUCUGCAGGCCCCUGUUCCGAUGGAGAUGUUGUAUGCAAUAAUCGAGGAAAAUGUGAGUGCGGAUUGUGCAAAUGCGAACCAAUACCACCAUGGGACGCUCGCAACGAACAAAAUCAGCAUUGUCACAUAUCACCAUGCCCUUCAUGCCACAUUCCACAAUGCCACCUCCUAGAGCCAUGUGCUCUAUGCCACCUGAGAAAGGAGAAAUGUGACUGUGAUCACCUUAACGUUAAAGUCAUGAGCAAUAUUACGGAGAGUUGGGCGAAAUGCCUAGACGUUAGAGUGGAUGUUGGUUGCUAUACGCAGAUGGUGUAUCGAUAUGCUACAGACCGUUACGGUAUAGAUGUCAUUAUACAGUCGGAAUUGAACUGCGCUGAAAGUUAUUUUACACUCGGAGGAAUCGUCUGUGGCAGUCUAAUAAUACUUGUGCUAUUAUUAAUAAUAAUCUGGAAAUACAUAACCAAACGGAGAGAUAAGCAAGAAUAUGAGAAGUUUGAGAAAAAAUUGCAUUCUGAAAAUUGUGAGAGCCACGAGAAUCCAAAUUAUCAGUCUGCAUUUAAACAGUUUGAGAAUCCUACAUUUGGAUCGGAAAUAAAUUAA
This is a messenger RNA of Pieris macdunnoughi, 2250 nucleotides long. NCBI's taxonomy places the organism in Eukaryota, Metazoa, Arthropoda, Insecta, Lepidoptera, Pieridae. The record is from the annotation of a GenBank genome assembly.